GCUUUUAUUUCAACGCCAGUCGCGCUGGCAAAUGCACGCGCGUCCGCUUCUCCAAACGUUGACAAAUCAAAUGCAACUCAAGAGUCACGCUUAAGCAUCCGACUAUAAAUCAAAAGUGCACAAAAUGUUAUUCGGUCGCUGCACUCGUAAACAAAUCAUAACGACGGGCGCCCUAAUUGGCGGUGCGGUGCUUGCCGUUGUGGCCAUUGUUGUGUUCAAUACUCAUGUCGACUCCAAACCGCCGAAGCCUUGGGCUGUUUAUCGCCCCCAAUUCCACAAGUGCUACAGAACGCAUCCGAAUACGACUAACUCCACGUUGGAGCUGGUGCACAUUGUUUUCAGACAUGGCAUACGCACUCCGGUUGAUACUUUUCCCACUGAUCCCUAUAUAAAGGACACCUUUGAACCCACAGGCUGGGGACAUGUAACCAAUCGCGGCAAGAAGGAACUAUUUGACAUGGGUCGCUGGCUGCAUCGGCGAUAUGGCGACUUUAUGGGUGGCUUUUACAAGCCUGAGCGUCUUCAUGCACAAGCGACUGCAUCGCCGCGUGCCUUGAUGUCGCUGCAAGCUACAUUGGCCGGCAUGUUUGAGCCACGUGGCACUGUCAUGGAAUGGCAUAAGCAGCUCAAUUGGCAGCCCAUACCCAUACUGUCCGAGCCGCUGGAACAGGAUUCACUGCUGCUGGUGCGCACGCCUUGUCCACGUUACGCUGAGGCGCGUGAUGAGGUCUUCGAGCUGCCCGAGGUCAUGGCCGAGCACGCCGCUGAAGCGGAUAUGUUAAGCGAGCUCAGCAAUCUAACAGGCAUGCCAGUGCGUACGGCGGAGGAUGUAAACUCGUUGUAUAUAACGCUGCUGGCGGAGCAGGAGUUUGGCUACAAGCUGCCCGACUGGGCUAAGGACUACUUUCCCAAGCGCAUGCAAUUCCUGGCCGAGCAGAGCUAUGUCUAUAAUGCGUAUACGCCCGAGAUGCAAAAGAUCAAAGGCGGCCCGUUCUUGCGCAAAAUGUACAACGAAAUGCUGGCCAAGCAGGCAAGCGAACUCAAGCCCCAAGAUCGACGUAUGUUUAUCUAUACGGGUCAUGAUUGGACUGUGGGUAACAUACUGUCAGCACUGGGAGUUUGGAAACGUCAAAUGCCUCGCUUUGGCGUCAUGGCCAUAUUUGAAACGCACAAGCGGCGCGAAACGGGCGAAUUUUACGUCGAGAUCUUUCUGCGCAACGAUAAGUUUUGCUGUCUGGAGCAGCUCAAGCUGCCUGACUGCGAGCUGCAGUGUCCGCUCGAGCGGAUCAUUGAGCUUAGCGCGCCCGUGCUGCCCAACGAGCCCAGAGAGCAGCGCUGUCGAGCUCACAAUGCCAGCUUUGUGGAGCCAGCGCCGCGUCGCAUUGAUCAGCACUAGAGUUAAGAGUACUCAGUUUGA
Drosophila busckii is the source of this 1417-nucleotide messenger RNA. RefSeq names its product prostatic acid phosphatase. The transcript is spliced from 5 exons. Gene Ontology annotation, molecular function: phosphatase activity. NCBI's taxonomy places the organism in Eukaryota, Metazoa, Arthropoda, Insecta, Diptera, Drosophilidae. Gene Ontology annotation, biological process: dephosphorylation. The record is from RefSeq and is a predicted model, not a curated record. The coding region runs from base 125 to 1396 and encodes 423 amino acids.